Musa acuminata AAA Group (dessert banana) is the source of this 6567-nucleotide messenger RNA. Its product is annotated as caffeoyl-CoA O-methyltransferase-like. Lineage: Eukaryota; Viridiplantae; Streptophyta; Magnoliopsida; Zingiberales; Musaceae. Gene Ontology annotation, molecular function: S-adenosylmethionine-dependent methyltransferase activity; O-methyltransferase activity. The record is from RefSeq and is a predicted model, not a curated record. Bases 5592 to 6323 code for a protein of 243 amino acids. The transcript is spliced from 5 exons.
GUCUUCCUGAUCGCUCUGUUCCAGCUUCCAGUCUUUCCCCUUCCUCCGAUCCUUCGUUCUACCUCCCCAGUCCCUGUCGGAUCGUAUCCUUGCUUUGAAUCGAAGCGAAGAAAAGUAGCGGAUGGGCUACGGUUGCUGAGGAAUUAGGUUUUUUUGCAACAAGAAAUGGGGUCUACUCGUGGAAGUCGAUCGUCCACCAAGAUGUGGGAUUCUGCCGCCAUGGAUGCCCGAUUCAGCUCUCUGGAGCUCAGGGUAUCCUUCGGCGAUGUCUUCAGCGGGUAAGUGCCGAAUCCAUUUAAUGGAUUUGUUCUAACGUACGUCAAAAUCCUUUUCCUUAUUGAUAUUGAUUAUUGUGCUGGUUCUGUUGAUUUGGAAAACGUUGGUUUCUUCGGUAUUAUUGGUUGCUUGAUUCUUGAUUUCUUGAUGCUGAUUUAUAUUGUUCUGUUAUCGCUCUUUCUUUUUGAUAGUUGGGGAAGUAUUAAUGAAUGGCUUGUGAACGAAAGAUGCAUUACAUUUGGCAAAAUGCAAAGACAACACGAUCUUGGGCUUGCUGAUGCAUCCGAACAGUAGCAUUCAAGAUAGCUAGAGACAUAUUGGUCUUUUGUGCUACUGACGUGACAUGCAUCCAAGUCAUACGGAGAGGAUGGCUAUUGAUGAUUGUCAAUGAUGGAUCGAAAGUUGAAAUCCAUUGGAAGUUAGAAGGGAAAAACAUGGUUCAAAUGGACCUUAUGGACAAAGGAAAUUUGGUAGCUUUGAUGAGUGAUUGAGAUAAUUUGUGGAUCUAAUGGCAUAACUACAAUGUUCAUUUGUUGAUGGAAGGUAAGGUCCUUGGAUGACUUGUAAUUGUAGAUGCAAUUACAUAAAGUCACCUUCUGAGUUGUGCCAGCAGUAAACUAUUCAAUAUCUUAAAUGAAAGUUGAUUGUGUGGGAAGUAAGUUUUUGGACAAAACAUACUAACCCUGCAGAAUGAGAAUGUCUGGAAGAUAAAGAAUUAAAAUGAAACUGAAGAUUAAGAAAUAAAAUAUUGGUCACUCAUGCCAGGUAUUGGUUGCGCUGGUGUAUCUUGUGGUGCCGAUCAACUCUAGGCGCAUAUAACCCUUAUUAAUUUUUUUUAUCUUAAAAAAAAAUUAAAAUAUGUUUAGAAGAUCUGUUGUGGACCAUAUAUCAAAUAUACAUAUGUAAAAAUAAAAAAAUUAAAAUUACAUGAAGUUAGCACAUUUUACAUGAUACAGGAUAUAUGUAUUACCCAUGCAUCACAGUUAUAUAAAGUACCAUGUUGGUUUGGGAGGUGGAUCUAGGUUCACAAUGUCAAGUGUGCGGGGAGCAAUAUUAUAAUUCUGAAAAAUAUUAUAUGAAUGAUAUUGUUUCCAUGAUUUUUAAUAUUGAUAAAACUAGAAACUGCCGCCGCCGAGGGGGAGAUGGUUAUUCUAGGUAUGCAAACCAAAAGAAUGAUGAUGCAACAAGUAUCACCAAGGUCGUUAAGGAUGCAAACCAAAUUUCCAAUUUUCGGUAUGCUGUCAUCAAUUGCAGUAUAACUUGCAUAUCCUUUGUUAAUCCAUCUUCAAAUUUCAUUACACCAUAUUCAAGGCAAGUUCGAGAGUAAUGCUAGCUGGGAUAGUGGUAUAGAUGAAUUACAGGGCACCAGGACUAUUUUCAACUGUGAAAAACCAAGUAGCCUAGUAUCACAGGCACUGGUUCUAUACUCAUACCAAGGUCAAGGAUAGAUGAGUCUAAAGGAGGAACUGCUCGAACCACUGUAAGAUAACAUAUUUAUUUGACAGCAGAAAAAUAUUUAUAUCAUCCUAAUACAACAAAUAAGGUAGAAAAUAGAGAAAAUAAGUGAUAUCUGCUUCAGAAGAUGCAUCUGAUGGAUUAGCACUGAAAUUUUCAGUUCAGAAGGGAAUAGUAGACAAGAUGAUGUAAGUUUUGUACUUUGGUAUUGUGAUGCGGAGGCUUAUCAGGAUAUUCUGAACCUAAAGAUAGAUCUUUAUUUCCAUGGUCCAAUCUCAAAAUCAGUAAGGUAUUCAAUGUCUAACAUUAAAUCUAUAUUUUAAGGAUCAGCUAUCAGUAAGCGAAUCAGGUACCACAGUAGUACACUCUGUGAAAGAAAUUUUGGACUACACAGCAUUUUAUUAUAAUAUUAAGGUAAAAUGACUAUCAGAUCUUGGGAUUAAAGAUCUUUUAUAUUCUUCUGAUGUGGGUAAUUGAGAUAUUAUGUUAUUUCAACCUCUCCUACAUGGUAGCCACUCAGCAGGUACACUUCAUCUGAGGAUGUGUCUAUAAGUGGCUCAAUAGUUCUCCAUAGCGAAAAUGAUGAACCUGGUUCUCCUCAUUUAUGAAAGUCUAAGUUGGGAAUUCAAGCAAAGACAUCAAGCAUCUCCACCGAUAAUAAUGCUAUGAACCUUGCAGAAGUUUCCUUAUAUUAGAACAAAUACAUGCAUAUAGAAGACUUGGAUACUCUAUUUCUGACCCUUUACUUCAUGCAUAUGAUGGCACACCAUAGGCAGAAGCUACAUUACAAGGGGGGCUGAGAAAAGGAAGUUAUUGGGAAAGACAUUUACUGAACAAAAAAAAAGGAUUCUAUUUAAAAUGAAAUGAUUGAAAGGACAAACAUCUUAGAAUCAUCUAGGUACAUGAACUUUCAGAUUUUCAAUGAUUAGGAAUGUUAUGUUUAGUUCUUGGUUGUAAUUAUUUCUUAUAAGACUAGCAGCAGCAGCAGCUUUUUUCCCUGCAUUAUCAUUGUUGACAAUUGCUUCCCUAUAGGAGGUGCUGUUUACGAGCUAGACAUAUUCAUUUAGAUUAUAUGCUCUAACUAUGUCAUAAGAAUCUGCUACUUUUGUGAUUAUUCUUCUGUAUUGUUAAUUAUGAUUCUUUUGCCAUUAGUUGUACAAAAGCUUGAUAAUCAUAAUGAAGAUCGCUACAGCAACUAGAUAUAUUUGAAAAAGAAACUCGUUAGAACCAUGUAGUCCCGGUUAGAUUUGUGGGAGCUUCUUAGGUUGGUUAAUUGGAAUUAACUUUGAGAGCUUUUUAGAUAUCUAUCAUUCCAUAGAUCCUACUAGAUUUGUUCCCUUCUAGUUCAUGACAUGAGAAUAUAGCAUCCUUGUUAAUUUGGAUCUACAUAUAUGGUGAUAUCCUACAAAUUAAGUCACCAUAAGGAAAAAAAAAUGGUUGCUGAAAUGUGUGUGUGUGUGUGUGUGUAGGGUUGAGACCUAAAAUGUUUUACCUUCAAAUCAGUUGUAAGCCUUUAAAUUAAAGAUCAACUCUGUUGAACAUGAGCUACAUUGUUCACAGAGACUAAUGAAAAAUCAUAAUUUUGAAAGCAUCCUUAUACAUUAUGUAAAAGUAAAUAUAUGCAGUUUUGGGAGCAUAAAAUAUAUUUUUAGUGGAUCAAUAAUAUAGAAAUUAUAUGGAUUUUCUAUGAGUGAAUGCUCUUAGAAUUGUUCAUUUUGUGUUAGUUUAAUGAACCUUGUUUUUAUAGAUGUUUUAAAUGUUGUAAGAUCAUGUUUAACAGAGGUGACAUUCAAUUUGCAAACUCCAUGGUUGAUUCUAAUGUGAUAGGAUUGAGGUCUCAAACUUCCACGAGGGAUUCUUGCUCAAAUCUUUCUUUUAUGUACAUGUACGCAAUUGAUCAAAUCAAGAUCCAAAUAAAUGCAAUAUUUAACUAGGGUGCUAAUUUUCCCAUGUCAGCAUCUUUGAAGCAUGACAUUGUAACAGAAGUUUCUGACUGAACGAAAAACUCAAAGCUUUGGUUAAGCUACAAUUUGACUCAAUGAUAAGUCACAUAGUAAUAAAUAACCAUCUGCUUUUAGAUUGUAUUAAUGUGUAAUGGAAUAAAUUUUACUCUGAUUCAAAUUCCUGCAAAGAAAAAAUUUCAACAUACUUAUGGCUAGUUUUAGUAGUAAGCAAUAUUAAAAUCGGAAUUGUGUAGGUCAGAUGCAGGUCAAACACUACAUGCAUGACAUAGUCUAAAGGUGAGAACUAAAGGUGAGAGAGCUAGCACCCUUUCUUCUUCAUAUAGAAGGGCAUGCCAUUAUACCAUUCUUUGGUCUUCAUAUGUAAACAAAAAAUAACCUUGAGAGGUUGCACAACUUAAGCUCACAACUAUUAUCAUCAAAGGAAAACAAGCAUGUGGUGUCAGAUGAUUCAAAAUUAUGCAUCCUAUCACUCACAUAUCAUGCGAAGAGUGUCAUUCAUGAUCAGAUAGAAUGAGAAAUGUACCUGCAUUCCAAUGAUUUUACUGAUUUGAGUUGAGUUUUUGAGAUUGUUCUUCCAGUUGCCUCUCCAAAUGGAUUCCCACCAAACAGUCAAAGGUUAGAAGCCUGGACCAAUAGAUGGAACAUGUGAGUAGGUAUACAUGAAUGUAGCGUACUAAAUGAGCUCAAGGUUGGAUGGAUGGAGAAAAGGAAGAAGAGAAAAGAACAGCUUGAGGUGAAACAUUGUAACUACGACUCUCUUUCAUUUGUAACAUCUCAAUCGUCCAUUAAUGACGUACCUUCCUGUCAACAGCAUGGACUCCAUCCAUCAUUCAACUACUAGUUCGUUCCAUGGUGUGCGUGCGUAUGUGUUUGUGAUCCAUAUUUUUAGUUAAAUUAAGAGUCUUUAGAAGUAAUUUUAUCGUCCCUCAUGAAGUCUUGUUAUGCCUUCAUCUGUCUCUUCUUGCAUUGUCAACUCAUUAAUCUUUAGCUAAUCACAAUGUUUAUAAGUUUGACUAGCACCUAUUUGAUCUAAUCUUAACAUCAGUUUUGAAUUUCUAAUUUCUAAGAACAUGACCAAUCCAAAACUUUGACACAGACAUUAAAAAAAUAUUUGUUAGAAAAUGGUUGGUUCAGUGUUUUUGUUAUGUUUUUCUUCCUACAUCCAUUUUUGUAGGUUUCUUCUUUUCUUUUUAUAAUAUUAUCAUUUUCUUUUAUUUUGGUAUAUUUCCUUUGCCUAUCCUGUUUUGUUCUUUCGACUAUAGAAGUUGACCAUAUUUUUCUCUUAACAACUUGACCAUAUUUUUUUGACAAAUGUGUACCACAUAUAUCUGAUUCCACAAUUUAUUGCACAUGAGUUGAAUCGGACAAAAGCAUCACUGCUUAGGUGUUAAUAUCAUAGUCUUUGAUUUUUGUUGAGAUAUCUGAAUGAUUAGUGUAUUAUAUAUAUCACUUUAAAAUGCAAUAGAUAUUGUUUUUUAAGAUCAUGAUCUUGGAUAACAUUAGAGAGACAUAUAAGAGGAGAUUCAGUGCUGUCCAUGUAACUCUACCAAUGGGAGUAGAGAGAGAUGGUGUGACAAGAAGUAGCUGUUCUGCUGUCUGAAAUGAGAGAGGGUUUGUGACAAGAACUAGCUGUCCAAUUAAUUGUCUGUAGAAAUGUGAGAGGGUUUUGGUGUGCUGCAAUUAAUGGGAGGAUGAACAAGAUAUGUGACAAUGGGGCAAGCAAAGCAGCACGCACCCCCACCUGCAAGUCUCACCGGCUUCAGCCGGCCCCUACUCUUUAUAUGCCCACAGUUUCUCCACCACCCAACCCAGACCAGCAAAAACCUUGGAAGCUGAUCACAUAGUUCUCCUACAACAAACAUCAACACAGAGGAAGACACACAUACAACAACAACAAUGGCUUCUCAGAAUGGCCAACAAAGACCGCAUCAGGAGGUCGGUCACAAAAGCCUCCUCCAAAGCGACGCCCUCUAUCAAUACAUACUGGACACCGGCGUUCUCCCCCGAGAGCCCGAAUGCAUGAAAGAACUCCGCCAGAUCACCGCCAACCAUCCCAUGAACAUCAUGUCGAUCUCGGUCGACGAAGGGCAGUUCCUGAACAUGCUGCUCAAGCUCACCAGAGCGAAGAAGACGAUGGAGAUCGGCGUCUACACUGGCUACUCCCUCCUCGCCACUGCCCUCGCCCUUCCCGACGACGGCAAGAUUCUGGCCAUGGACACUAACCGAAAGUACUACGAGGUUGGCCUGCCGACGAUACAGAAGGCCGGCGUCGCCCACAAGAUAGACUUCCGCGAAGGCCCCGCCCUCCCCGUCCUCGAUCAGCUGCUGCAAGACGAGACGAAUCACGGGUCGUUCGACUUCGUCUUCGUGGACGCCGACAAGGAGAACUACGUCAACUACCACCGGCGGCUGCUGGAUCUGGUGAAGGUGGGCGGCCUCAUCGCGUACGACAACACGCUGUGGGGCGGCGCGGUGGCGGCCCCGCCGGACGCGCCCCUGCCUGGCUACCUCCGCCACUACCUGGACUUCGUGCUGCAGCUCAACCGGGAGCUCGCCGCCGACCCGCGCAUCGAGAUCUGCCAGCUUCCGGUGGGCGACGGCGUCACCCUCAGCCGGAGGAUCAGAUGAUUGCCGAAAUGACAUGUCUGUCCUCCGUUCAUCUCCAAUAAAAUAUAUGCCGCAUGAGGCGACUACGUUUGUCUUAUUUCACGUGCGACCCAAAAUAAUUAUUAUAGCCAACCAAAUAAAGUGGGUGUUAUUAACCUUCUUUUUCCUUUUUUUAAUUUAAUGUUUUUUACUGUUUUAAAUUUGCUCAUCAAUAGCUGUUCGUGAUAUAAAUUAUUAAUUGAAGAGAAUAAAGGUUGUUUACGGA